AACAGGAAGUACACACUCUCCACAACAGCAAUUACUUUUUGGAAAACUUUUACCAACGCAAACCUACUAAAAAUACGUUCAAGGGUCCGUUCAUCUAGAGAGUCGGUUGAUGUAUGAGUCGGGAGUUUUAUUUGUAUCCCGGUAGACGCGGAGAUACUCUCAAGUUCAGCUCAGCGUCUUCUGCUUUGUUUUGUUUACAUGGUGAAUCAGAUGACGAGCUAAGGUUAGCGACACAGCUCGCUUAAAUCGAGUCAUAUGAGCCGGUAAUUACCCAGCAGCUCUGUCCCACACGAAUGAAAGUUAACAUUAGUGAAAGAGCCGCGGUUUCAUGUUGGGACCAGCAGUGGACGGUUGUGUGUGGUCGGUUAACAGUGUGAGAAAAUGCGACGCUUACGUUAAAAUGUGUGGAGCGUUAGCGACUGUCUGAGAGACCAGAGAGAGAUUGUUUGUGUCACUGAGCCUGCGGCCGGUUUUAAAGGCCUUUACAGCGGCUUCAUGACAAGAUGCCUUGUUCCUGUGGGAACUGGAGAAGAUGGAUUAGGCCGCUGGUCGUUGUGCUCUAUAUAUUGUUGCUAUUAGUCGUCCUGCCCUUGUGCAUCUGGGAACUGCAGAAGUCAGAGGUUGGUACUCACAAUAAAGCAUGGUUCAUUGCUGGGAUAUUUGUCUUCAUGACCAUACCUAUAUCAUUAUGGGGAAUCCUCCAGCAUCUGGUUCACUACACUCAGCCAGAGCUUCAGAAACCUAUCAUCAGGAUAUUAUGGAUGGUCCCGAUCUACAGCUUGGACAGUUGGAUUGCAUUAAAAUACCCCGGUAUAGCAAUUUAUGUGGACACGUGCAGAGAGUGCUACGAAGCCUACGUCAUCUACAACUUCAUGACCUUCUUGCUUAACUACCUGGAAAAUCAGUACCCCAGCCUGGUGUUGAUGCUGGAAGUCCAAGAGCAGCAGAAACACCUGCCCCCUCUUUGCUGCUGCCCGCCCUGGCCAAUGGGAGAGGUUUUACUUUUGAGAUGCAAAUUGGGUGUGUUGCAGUACACCGUCGUAAGACCCGUCACAACAGUGAUUGCUUUGAUCUGUCAGCUGUGUGGAGUGUAUGAUGAAGGCAAUUUUAGUUCAACAAAUGCAUGGACAUACCUGGUCAUCUUCAACAAUAUGUCACAGCUGUUUGCCAUGUACUGCCUGGUGCUGUUCUACAGGGCUCUGAGAGAGGAACUGAGUCCCAUCAAACCAGUGGGCAAAUUCCUGUGUGUAAAAAUGGUGGUCUUCGUCUCUUUCUGGCAAGCUGUGUUCAUUGCUUUACUGGUGAAAGUGGGCAUUAUCUCAGAGAAACAUACAUGGGACUGGAAAAGUGUGGAGGCUGUAGCUACUGGCUUACAGGAUUUUGUCAUCUGUGUGGAAAUGUUUCUGGCAGCCAUUGCCCAUCACUUCAGCUUCACCUACAAGCCUUACAUCCAGGAGGCUGAGGAGGGUUCCUGCUUUGACUCUUUCAUGGCAAUGUGGGACAUCUCUGAUGUCAGAGCAGACAUUUCUGAACAAGUCCGCAAUGUUGGGAGAACAGUUAUGGGUCGUCCGAGGAAGUCUUAUUUCGGUGAGGCGGAGAAUGACGGUGAGCGAUCCGGCCUGCUCUCUUCAGGUUCCCAAGAUGCCAUUGCAGAGGUGGCAUCCAACCCUGUUUCACCCAGAGGUCAAUAUGAGGGCCUGGGCAGAACCCUCACACCGCACUCUCUGUCAGCCCCCGCUGGGCUCAGCUCAGCCCAGUGGGAUGAAGGAUAUGAGGCUAGACCUGAAGAAACCCAGGAAGAAGAAAGGACCAACCAAACCAAAGAACCAACAGAGGCAGAUCUCAUCGUGAUCACCUAGCCUAUCACCAAGGUUAAUGUCACUAACAGACUCUACCAGACAUGGUAGGGCAGGACCUAAUUACAGCCUUGCCACGUUCCUUUAGACAUGACUUUGUGAAAGCAACAUUUAAUAAACUGUUGUUUGAAAGGGCACAUCAACAACGUAGUAGUAGAAGUUUGCCAACAAAUGCAAAACCAGGCGGACCUCUCUGCCAGUGACAGCUCCAAGAAUGUUCAGUGAAGAUACGGCACUAAGUGAUUCGUUGAUGAUCAUUUUAUGCAGCUUUUCUUGUCUCUAGGGAGUCAUAAUGGUUUUUAAUUCAUUGCAAUUGGGAAAGACCUUUGGUCAAUUUUAAUGUGUGUCCCAAAGAGCACAUUUCUCUUCAAAGAACCCAGUCUCUGUGCUGUUAUGUUUCUUGAGAUGAGAUUCCACAGAAAGCCUCCGGAAGUCAGAGCGAAUCAUGUAUAUGUAUCCUUUAAAUAGGAAAUUAUGAUUUUUUGUUGUGUCAUAUCAGUCAUAUCAUGAUCAGAUAUGACAGAAGAGAAAUAUGCAAUUUUUAAAAUAACUUUUUUUCUUCACUCUAUAUUUUGGUUUAUAGGGAUUUCAAAACACAUCCAUUGAAAUGAGUGAUCUUCUAAUCUAAAAUCUACUACACAAAAGCACAUUAGAUUUACAUUUUUUCCCCCUAUCCUGUAGAUGUAAAUCACCAGGUAGAGGAGGGGAUGAAAAGAGCAGAAGCAACACAUUUUGUUUUUCAAGUACAGUCUAAGUAUUAAAACACAAGUAUUAAAUACAUAAUUCAGUCUAAAACUGUACAAUCAGCACAUUCUAGUUCAUUUAUAUCUAUGCUCUACUGCAUACAGGUCACUCUAUAGUGUUAAAUAGAAAUGUCACUAGUCAUCUCAGAUGCCUUGUUCUAUGUGCCGUGGAACUAGUUCAUCCACUACAUCAAUUUAGCAUUUAUUCUUUCAUCAUUAGCUAUUACUCAUCUUAUUUGCGGAGAUGUUUGACUCUAUUGUUUUUAGCCUUUUAAAUUGGAAGAACUUUGCAGCUACUUCACGUAAGCCAUUUACUCUUCCCAUAGAAUAUCCAAGAUCUUCUGUUGCGCUACGUCCAUGGAUCUGUGCAGGGAUAUUGACAUGUUUAAUGUACAGUGUAGGAUAUCAGUUUGUAUAGCAUACAUGUAUCAAAUCAACAGCAUAAUCUGCAUCAUGUCCAGCUAGAGAAUGUUACAUUGCCUUACAGGAUUUUAUUUUUUUAAAUCAAACUGACAGGAUUACGUCGGAGCUGAUGUAAAUGUUCCACGUGUUAAUUUAAUUCCAUUUCUGACAGUCUCUUCAAUAAAUAAGAAUAACUACA
Molecule: messenger RNA, 3200 nt
Organism: Morone saxatilis (striped sea-bass)
Lineage: Eukaryota; Metazoa; Chordata; Actinopteri; Moronidae
Gene: tmem184c
Product: transmembrane protein 184C
Exons: 10
Coding region: 504-1859 (451 amino acids)
Biological process (GO): transport
Molecular function (GO): transporter activity
Source: RefSeq, a predicted model, not a curated record